This is a messenger RNA of Trichomonas vaginalis G3, 240 nucleotides long. RefSeq names its product associate of C-MYC AMY-1 family. Gene Ontology annotation, molecular function: transcription coactivator activity. Gene Ontology annotation, cellular component: nucleus. The record is from RefSeq and is a predicted model, not a curated record. The transcript has a single exon. Lineage: Eukaryota; Parabasalia; Trichomonadida; Trichomonadidae. Bases 1 to 240 code for a protein of 79 amino acids. Gene Ontology annotation, biological process: regulation of DNA-templated transcription.
AUGUCUGACGACAAAGCGGAAUUCAGAAAUUACUUAGAGCAAUCCGGUGUUGUCGAUUCAAUUAAUAAAGUAUUAAUCAAUUUAUUCGACGAGGUUGACUUACCAAAUGAUCCAAUGGAAUAUAUCAAACAAUAUUUAGGGUGUCCAAAAGGAGUAGAUGCCGCCGCUAUCGCCGCAGAAAAUGCCCGCCUAGAAGAAGAAAUUAAGAAUUUAGAGGAACAGCUCAAAAAGAAGAAAUAA